AUGUGGGAUAGAGCUACCAAAGAUGAGCUCGUAAGAGCCGAACUGCGACACGAGGAACUCCGCGAGAAAGUCCAGGAUGUUAUACAGCACGGCGGUAAACUAGUCAGGCUAUCAGCUGUAGAGAUAGAUGCAGGAAAAAUACUUCAACACAUCGUGGGAAAAAGCAGGAGGCUAACACUGGCGUUCCAGCGAGAGUUGGUAGAUGAGAAUCAGCUCAUCCAUGAGACGCGGGCCGGUCAAGUCUUGUUUGAGGAUCUGAAAGAAUCGUUCGAGACAUUACAAGCCAAGAUUGACGAUGCGCGUGGAAGAUUAGCCAAGAUGGCUCAUAAUUCCCGGAGAGACGAGUUGCACGAGCUUGAAGAUGCCAUCAUCGAGAUGAAUGCGAACAUGCGGUCCGUGGACGAAGACAUGGAGCGUACGAAAGUAAACCUCCGCGACAUCCGGAUGGUAUGGGACAAGAAUCUUGCACGAGAUGAUAAAACGAUUCUGGCGAGCGCGCAACUUAUCGAGCGGCGAUUGGAGACCGAGCGUCGUCAGCAGGAAGUCAGAAGUGAUGCCCAAACACCUUCACCCGACGACGGCUACGAAGCCUCAAGUGCAGGAUUUUCUUCAGCAAAUACACUGCAAACCUCGCAAAGCUACAUGUCGCUCAGGUUGGAACAGCUGGAGAAAGAACGCGACGCGCUUACGUAUCAAAUGGGCCAAAGACUGAAUAGACGAUACACGGCGCCGCAUGGACGAGGGGCGACGAGGAUAGGAGCCAUAGGCGCUGGUCUAGCUGUAGCCCAGCUCGUCGUAGCAAUGGCGUGCACGGUGAUGUGA
This is a messenger RNA of Alternaria hordeiaustralica, 822 nucleotides long. RefSeq lists its product as uncharacterized. Lineage: Eukaryota; Fungi; Ascomycota; Dothideomycetes; Pleosporales; Pleosporaceae. The transcript has a single exon. The record is from RefSeq and is a predicted model, not a curated record. Bases 1 to 822 code for a protein of 273 amino acids.